Messenger RNA from Plodia interpunctella (Indianmeal moth), 2140 nucleotides. RefSeq lists its product as uncharacterized. The record is from RefSeq and is a predicted model, not a curated record. The coding region runs from base 133 to 654 and encodes 173 amino acids. NCBI's taxonomy places the organism in Eukaryota, Metazoa, Arthropoda, Insecta, Lepidoptera, Pyralidae. The transcript is spliced from 2 exons.
GCCUCCAAGUUUCAUUCCCUCCAUGCGGCCGCGGAGUGAAGACGUGUCGGGUGACACUAGCGUGAAGUUUGUUGACAGUGCGAUCGUAAUAUUCGUCACAGAUUAUUUAGAUUUUACUUUUUUUUUGUGAAGAUGGUGUUGACUGAUUUCUUGACGGAGACCAGGAGGCGGUGGUUGAAGGCUUUCAAAUUGUUCAAGAGGAACAAAAACCACAAAGCGGCUCGCAACCGCAUCUCCCCCGCUUUAGUGCGGUCGCCGUCAUACAGCGGCACCGUCGACGCCCGCUCCGAAAUCGAUCUGCAACGUUUCUGCGCCUGCCGCGCUUCAUUACCACCUUUGAGGGCAGAUUCAAGCGAAAACAACUCCAAUUACAGUAGCUAUAACAGCUACAGUUCUAGGAGCAUUGAAAAUUAUGAAAAUUUCGACGCGGCAAGAUCUGAUUCGGCGUACGAUUCGGCUAGGAGUAGCCCGGCCAAUCAGAGAACGCCAGUUUGCUACGCGACUGUGACCUACUUCAAUGUGAACGACAGUGAGGACAGCAGCAGCAUUCGCACGGAGUUCACACUGCUGGACUGUGACGCCGAUGAGAAGGAUGAAGAUGAGAACACGCAGAAUAUUAUUAACGAAAGCAUCGAGCUGGUCAGUUCGUUAUGAACAGAUUAGAUUGAAAUGAGGAAUUGAGUGAAGUUGACACUAAAAUGUCAUUCGAAUUUAGGUUAGGUAGUUCUCGCCUACAUCAUCUAGGUAUUUCAAAUAGUUUUGAUCUUUGAUUUCAAAAUGUUUUCUUUAAACCAUAAUUUCAAACUCUUGUGAUAUUUGGCCUCAGAUCUUCAACUAUUUACAUGCCAAACAUCGAUUAAGCGGUGUAAUAGUUUAGUAAAGGAAUAGUAAAAGCCCUUCAGUCAGACUCGCCAAAUAAAGAGAGAAGGGAGAAGAUAUCAUCGUCUUAAUAAAUUCCUGUAGUCCAACCUAAUAUAUUAUCUUGCAGGCCAUAGCUAUUGUCAUAACAUUGGAUAAUAACAUUAACAUAAUUUCUAUUAGUUCACAUGCUCGAGAUACUGACCUAAAUACGUGUUAUUGACAGACGGACGAUAUUGUGUUUCUGUAUAUUAUGAUAUACGCUUCUAGGAAUGCGUUGUUAAUACUUUGUUAUCUCCUACUGUUACAUUUCACACAAAAUAGUAUCUUUAACGCGUGUGAGAUUCAAUUUUCGUGUAGAUCGGAAUUAUUUUCUCAAACACUAAAUUCUUUGCGUAAUCAAUAUUACAGUACAAUAACUGUUUAUAUUAUAUGCUAAUAAUUAUGAUGCGUGUUAUUGUUCUCGUAGAAUUCGAAGGUUUAGUAAACUUUGUGUAUAAUGUAGGAUUUUUUUUGUAUGACUGCAUUAUACUAUCAUGUAAAGUUAAAUGAACAUGGAUGUAUGGAAUACACACAAGGUCGUGGAUGCCGACGACCGUGCGAAGUGGAGGCGAAAAAUUAAGAAAGUGGACCCUGGGCUCCGACGCUCAACGGCUGAAGUAGAAACCGGGAAUACGCUUGAAUUGAAUAUUCGAGUAACAUUUUAGUGACACCUAAAGAGUUUACCAAAUAAUUGUGAUAAUUUAAGUGUAUUUAUCAAAUUUAAACCUAAGGCUGUUGAUCUCAUAUGUUUACGAAUAGAUAUUGAAUGGAAACAUAAAUCUAUACUUAUCUAAUGAAAUUUAAAAUAUGUAUGGCCUAUUUUAUUCUCUUUGUCCUAAAUACUUAGGGUGAGGUGCACCAAUCAAUUUUUAUUUUACUUUAACCUGUACAGACCGCAAAAGUUAUCUAAACGACAACCGGCGGCAGUGCGCUGGAACACUAUUUUCAAAAUUUUUUUAGAUGUUGUAUAAAUUUGUUUAUUUUUUAAAUAUUUUGCAACAUCAAUUUUGAUUGAUAGCUUCCGAUACAAUAUAAAAUAGGUAUGUUGAAUGAAUGACAAGAGAGAAAGAGAGAGAGAGUGGAUAUGGGUAGGUACUAUAUGUAUCUAUGAGUGUGAUGUGCUACAUUAUCGUAGUAUGUAAACUAUCAUUAACUGAAUGUUUAUUUUAAAUUUAAAUAAAUGUAAUUUAAGAAUAUCGUUAGCAAUUAAAUUAAAUUUUAAUAAAAUAUUAUCAAAUUA